Molecule: messenger RNA, 1161 nt
Organism: Didymodactylos carnosus
Lineage: Eukaryota; Metazoa; Rotifera; Eurotatoria; Philodinida; Philodinidae
Source: the annotation of a GenBank genome assembly
AUGUCAAGAUAUUCAAGACAAGCUGGAGCAUCACUCUACGUUCGAAAUAUUUCUGAUCGUGUUCGAUAUGAAGAUUUGAAACGUUUGUUCGCUAAACAUGGUCGAAUUGUGGAUAUUACAGUGCCGUUAGAUUAUUACACGCAUCCAAGAGAUGCUGAAGACGCCAUGCGUUAUUUAGAUCGUUAUCGUUUACAUAACAGAGAAUUAGAAAUUGAGUUUGCACGAGGAGAUCGAAAAACUCCAUCUGAAAUGCGUACACGUGAAAAAGAAGGUGGACCACCAGGAGGAGGUCGAGGCGGACGUGGUGGUGGUUUCGGUGGUGGAAGAGGGGAAUAUCGACGUAGAUCAUCAAGAAGUAGAAGUAGAAGCCGUGGUGGUGGCCGUCGUGAAAAAAGUUUUUCACGUGAUCGUUCAUUUUCGCCUCGACAUGAGUCACGUCAAGAAAAGUCACGAUCACGAUCAAGAAAGUCUGAAAUUAUGGGUUUAAGUGAAACUGACGUUGCAAAACAGAUUCAACAUAUGAUCGCAUUUAUUCAACAAGAAGCGAACGAAAAAGUUGAAGAAAUUGAAGCAAAAGCUGAAGAAGAGUUUAAUAUUGAAAAAUCUCGCCUUGUUUCGCAACAGCGUAUUAAAAUAAUGGAAUAUUAUGACAAAAAAGAGAAACAAAUUGAACUACAACGAAAAAUUCAACAUUCGAAUCUAUUGAAUCAGUCACGUCUAUCCGUGUUGAAAGCUCGUGAUGAUUAUAUUCAAACGUUAAAAGAAGAAGCACGUAAACAAUUGGCUUUACUAGCACAAGAUAAACAAAAGUAUUCGACUAUAUUAGCAAAUUUAAUUGCACAAGGUUUGUUUAUAUUAAUGGAGUCAGAUGUACAAGUCAAAUGCAGAAAACAAGAUUUCGAGCUUGUUCAGAGUCUUAUACCCGAUGCAGUUAGACGUUAUAAACAAGAAUUUAAUAAUCGAGAAAUUAAAUGCGUGAUCGAUGAUAAAAACUUCUUAAAUCACGAUUUAGCUGGAGGUGUUGAAUUGUAUGCACAAACGGGUAAAAUAAAAGUAGCAAAUACAAUUGAAGCUCGUUUAAAUAUGAUAUUUCAGCAAAUAUUACCGGAAAUACGUCGAAAAUUAUUUGGUAUAAAUGAACAUAGAAAAUAUUAUGAUUGA